AUGAAUGGCGAUUCCGGGGGACCAUUAGUGCAGUACGUGUCGGGUCGGGCGGUACUGAUUGGAAUAACUCACGGUUCAACUAGUGUUGGUAACAUUGCUGGGCCAAACUUUAAUAAAUCGAUCAUCCACUUCCUUCAAUUCUUUGACCAAUUGGAUCAGCUCGAGCUCUUCGGACGGCGUUAUAUUGGCGCUGUGGCUAUCGAUAAUAUUUUUAAACAAGUCCGUAAACAGAAUCAUAUUAGACAGGGGUUGGGGCCGAUACAAGGGCUGGAGUUUGACGUACUCUCGUAG
Molecule: messenger RNA, 291 nt
Organism: Medioppia subpectinata
Lineage: Eukaryota; Metazoa; Arthropoda; Arachnida; Sarcoptiformes; Oppiidae
Source: the annotation of a GenBank genome assembly